Messenger RNA from Sinocyclocheilus anshuiensis, 1651 nucleotides. Its product is annotated as protein FAM181A. The record is from RefSeq and is a predicted model, not a curated record. Lineage: Eukaryota; Metazoa; Chordata; Actinopteri; Cypriniformes; Cyprinidae. The coding region runs from base 722 to 1387 and encodes 221 amino acids. The transcript has a single exon.
UUGUCUAACUCUUUCUCUUUCACGACGACUCGAUUUAAGUCUCCGAAUGUUUGACUACAAAUGUGAGAGUGCUCUCCGGCUCCUCCGCCUUUGUCCCGCGAGGUUUGAAUGAGUAAUUCAGCUUUUGUGUGGCUCGAUUGAGGGGGCAAACAGAAAGACAAGAUUCUUGAGCGCUCAAGCCCCCUCUCCAUGGUUAUGCGCACAUCUCCUCCCCUGAACCCGCUCCUGACAUCCCUGUAAGGGGAAGAGCGCAACUUCAGAUCGUCUUCUGGAAGUGAGGUGAAGCGCGGCUUCAGGGCCACGGGGCCCUCGCUCCAAACUCCGUCAAAUCACAAACAGACUGCGGCGAGCGCGGGACGAUCAGGCCACCGUUUGUUUCCACUAAGAAAUAUUGCAUCUGCUGCUGUUUUCCCUCUCGGGGAUUUCCAUGACAACAGUUUGGGGUGGCAAAGAAUCCGACACCGGGAUCUCGGUGGCUCAUUGGGGAGCAUUGUGAGGAAAGUGAGGUCUCUGAUUGGCUCAGGAAAGCACCAUAACUACACCCAGUCUAUAGCCAUUCAGCUUCUUAGAGAGCUUGGGCUACUACAGAGCUGGACCUCACUCUGGCUUUGCUUUGCCAGGUCUGAUGCGAAGCUGGAGUCAGUAUUGCGACUGUUGACUGUAGAGCUGGAGGUCAGAGCUUCACAGGAGUGCGUGAGGAUGUGCUGCUGAGGUCUGCGUGAUGGCGAGCUCCGACAGCGAGGUCAAGACGCUCCUGAACUUCGUCAAUCUGGCGUCGAGCGACAUCAAGGCGGCGCUGGAUCGAUCCGCGCCCUGCAGGCGCUCCGUGGACCACCGCAAAUACCUGCAGAAGCAGCUCAAGCGCUUCUCGCACCGCUACGCCAAGAUGCCCCGCUGCCAUUCGCACAGAAACGGCGACUCGGCGCCCGCUAAACUCUCCGAGGAUAAAGCGCCGCCCGGGCCCGGGAGCGGGAGAGAGGAGCGUCUGAACGCGGAGGACGGAGCGCGGUCGGGACAGGGACAGGGACAGGCUCCGACGCCGAUGCGCAAGCGGCAGCUCCCGGCGUCCUUCUGGAAGGAGCCGCAGUCCUCAUCCGGGAGCCGCGAGCGUCUGGAGCGCUUCCUUCAGAGCGGACACGUCAGACCGCCCGCGGUGAAUGGCGAGAGGAGCACGACGGGUUUUGAUGACUUGAACGCAAACCCGCUGCUGUCCGGUAGCGCGGCGUGCGCGUGCUCGUGCUGCUCGCUCCCGUACCGCUUUCUGCUGCCUCACGCGGACGCGCCCCUCAGCAGCCGCGCGCAUGUGGUGAUCAAGCCGAUCCCCACCAAACCCUCCUCUUCCUCCUCUUCCUCCUCCUCCGUGUUCAGCGUGUUCGGCUUCAUUUAGCGGGAGGACGAACACCCUUUAGACACUGUAGCGAGCUCCUCUCUGUUUUAACCCAUUACUGAAUCAGCUGGAUUUAAUGAACACUCGCCUUUAAGCACUUAAAAGUACAGAUGUAGCAAGAAUAAAGCACGCCUGUAUUGACUUGUAUGGGCUUUAGUGAAAGUGAAGACAUUAAACUAUCCAUUUCAGAGUGUUUGUGUGAGCACAGCACAAACACUGUUCUCCGGAGAGCAUCUUAUAAACACCAUGUCUCUGUCACAGCUC